Molecule: messenger RNA, 300 nt
Organism: Serpula lacrymans var. lacrymans S7.9
Lineage: Eukaryota; Fungi; Basidiomycota; Agaricomycetes; Boletales; Serpulaceae
Exons: 1
Source: RefSeq, a predicted model, not a curated record
AGCGCACUGUUUGAUUCAGGCACAACCAGUAUCUUCAUAAAUCAGGUCUGGGCAGAGCAAAUUGGACUCCCCCUCAUCAAGUUAGAUGUAUUCAUUCCUGUCUAUAACAUUGACGGUACACUUAACGCGGGUGGCUGUAUCACGCACAAAUGUUCUUUUGUUGUUGAGUGCCAAGGACACAGAGAACGAGUCACCGCCAAAGCUACCCAACUAGGGAAGAUUAAUUUAAUCUUAGGCUGGACCUGGCUUUUUAAACACAAUCCUGAGAUUGACUGGCAGAUAGGGGUUGUCACAUUGUCA